UUCAUACCCGAAGUUCCGAUAACAGCUCAUACCGGCUUUCGCCUUCUGCAGGCACGCAAAUGCGAGAAGUGGAAUGAGCGACAGGUUGAGAAGCCAGUAGUCGGCGAGCACGCCAGCCGGAGGACGCAUCGCGACUCCUACUCCUACCAGUGCAGACAUGGACCAGUGGCCUGAAAGUGUCGGGAUUCUGGCCAUCGAGCUCAUAUUUCCAUCAGAGUACGUGGAACAAAGUGAAAUGGAAGUUUAUGACGGAGUCUCAGUCGGAAAAUACACGCUGGGCCUUGGGCAGGCCAGGAUGGGCUUCUGUACUGACAGAGAGGACAUUAACUCCCUGUGUCUUACCGUCGUCAGCAAACUGAUGGAAAGAAAUGAUAUUGACUACGCCAGUAUCGGACAUCUGGAGGUUGGUACCGAAACCAUCGUAGACAAAUCCAAAAGCGUGAAGACUGUUCUUAUGCAGCUGUUCGAAGGAAGUGGUAACAGCGACAUUGAAGGCGUAGAUACCACCAACGCGUGCUAUGGCGGCACUGCUGCCCUCUUCAAUGCGCUGUCGUGGGUCGAAUCCAGUUCGUGGGACGGUCGGCUCGCUCUUGUGGUGGCGGGCGACAUUGCAGUGUAUAAAGAAGGUAAUGCGCGUCCUACAGGCGGAGCUGGGGCCGUUGCAAUGUUAGUGGGGCCCAAUGCACCCCUCGUCAUAGACAGAGGAGCCCGUGCUACUUACAUGGCACAUACUUAUGACUUCUACAAACCAGAUCUUUUGUCAGAAUAUCCUACAGUUGAUGGGAGACUUUCUGUACAGUGUUAUCUGGGUGCAUUGGAUCGCUGUUAUCAGCUGUUUUGUUCCAAGAGCGAGAAAUUGCAAGCAAAAGGACAUGAACAUCAGCAAAUCGAUCUCACGUAUUUGGACGCAGUGUUGUUCCACUCUCCAUACUGUAAACUGGUUCAGAAAUCUGUGGCUCGACUUACGCUCAAUGACUUUGUGAGGACGCCAGAAGAGGACCUUCCUCUUAAAUACCCAGGACUUGAGAAAUUCAGAAAUGUGAAGCUUGAAGACACGUACUUCAAUCGUGAUAUUGAGAAUGCAUUUAUGGAACAGAGUAGAAGAAUCUUCGAAGAAAAAACAAAGCCUUCUCUCUUGUUAUCAAAUCAAGUGGGAAAUAUGUACACGGCGUGUCUGUACGGAGGUCUCGUAUCACUUUUAAUUAGCAGAGACAUCCAAGAACUUGCAGGCAAACGUGUGGGUUUGUUUUCUUACGGUUCUGGACUCUCCUCCACCAUGUACUCUCUGCGCAUCUCAUCAAAAAUCGGCCCUGGCUCCUCUCUUCAUCGUCUCAUUGCAAAUCUCUCGCACAUCAAACCUUUACUGGAUCAACGUCGCAAAGCUGCUCCGGAAUAUUUUUCGUACGUCAUGGAGAUACGAGAACAGAAUCACCACAAGGCACCAUACACGCCGUUAGCUUCGCCGGAAGUGCUGUUCCCAGGGACGUGGUACCUGGACAGCACCGAUGCAUUGCACCGACGCGAGUACAAACGCGUUCCUCAAGAACCUCUCUAACCAAACAAAUAUUUAUAUGUAAGACUUGAGGUUCUCACAGCGGUGAGUAUGAAGAUAUCCGUCUUCUGGGUUAUUGCGCUGUGUAGUCUGGUCGA
Zootermopsis nevadensis is the source of this 1650-nucleotide messenger RNA. NCBI's taxonomy places the organism in Eukaryota, Metazoa, Arthropoda, Insecta, Blattodea, Termopsidae. The record is from RefSeq and is a predicted model, not a curated record.